AUGAGGGUGAUCAACUGUCUGGUUGUCAUCGCUUUGGCUGCCGCCUGCAGCCUCCAGUGGGCAGCAAACGCCGAAGUGGCUCUUGAAGUGGAUCCUAAUGGGUACAUUGUUUACUGUCCCUGUAUGGGAAGAUUCGGCAAUCAGGCGGAGCAGUUCCUCGGAUCGCUUCAGUUUGCCAAGCACCUCAAUCGGACGCUCAUUUUGCCGCCCUUUAUCGAGUACGUCAAGUACGAGAUCAAGUUCACGCCAUUUGACGAUUACAUCGAUGUUGACCGUCUUCGUGAGUACCACCGCGUCGUCCUCUUCAGGGACUUUAUGGAGCAGCUUGCACCUCAAAUCUGGAAGGAAGAAAAUCGAACCAUCUUCUGCUACGCCUCUCGGGACUUUGGCACCUCCUCCUCUUCCUCUUCCUCCAAGCCACCUGUUAACGGGUGCAAUCCAUUCGAAGGCAGCCCCUUUCGGGAGUUCUGGCGCGGAGUUGGCGUAGCCGAUUUCGCCGGCGGCUCCGUCUUCUACGGUCCACUUCACACCGACUUUACCUUCGCCGGCGAGUGGACGGCCCAGUUCAGCGCCCAGUCCAGGCCGGUGCUCGCCUUUGUAGGCGCCCCAUCGGCCUUUCCGACGAACAGCAAAGCCGUCCAGCUGCAAAAGUACGUCCACUUUUCACGGCGGAUGGUGGAGGCAAGUCGGCGACACCGAGAGCGACUUGGCUUCGCUCGGGCGCCCUACCUGGCGGUGCACAUUCGCCACGGAACCGAUUGGUCCCGAGCCUGCGAGCUGAUCAAGAGCAACGCCGACCUGAAGACGCUCUUCUCCAGCCAGCAGUGCCUGAACGGCGACAACUACGCCCAGUCCGGCCCCCGGGCACCGCCCUUCGUCACCUACGACCUCUGUCUGCCCUCCGCCGAGCAGCUGGUCGCUUCGAUUCGGUACGCCCUGGACGGCCACAACGCCUACCGCCACCCUGAGGCGCCCAUCCAGUACCUCUACAUUGCCACCGACCUGGACAAUCGAGCCCUCUGGACGGCCCUGCACGACCAGCUCAACAGAGAGGGCUUCAAUCUGACGCUGAUCACGCCCAGUGAGACGAUCCACGUCAACGGAACGGUGACCAAACAUCCUCUGAACCUGCCCUCCCCACCUCACUUUAUGGUCGAUCUGCACCUGCUCUCCACUGCCAACGUCUUCCUCGGCAACUGCAUCUCCUCCUUCAGCGCCUUUGCCUCCCGUUACCGACUCUACAAUCUGCACUUUGAGCAGAGCACGCACUUCUUCGCCGUCGAUCGGCCGCUCAAGGUGCGCCGGCUGGCGCACGAUGAGCUGUGA
This is a messenger RNA of Rhagoletis zephyria (snowberry fruit fly), 1326 nucleotides long. The record is from RefSeq and is a predicted model, not a curated record. Lineage: Eukaryota; Metazoa; Arthropoda; Insecta; Diptera; Tephritidae.